UCUAAGGCCAUGUAAGUUAGCCAUGUUUUAUAUAGUUGGGUGGGCUUAUAUAAGAAAGUAACAACCUUCUAUUUCUAAUUUGUUUAUACCACUAAGAAAACUCUUUUGAUUCUUUCAUUUCAGAUGGAACUAGAAGCAUUACGUUCAAUUUAUGAAGGAGAUGAAAGUUUCCGGGAAUUAAGUCCAGUUUCCUUUCAAUAUAGGAUAGGUGAAAAUGGUGAUCCCAAGGCCUUCUUAAUAGAGAUUUCCUGGACAGAAACAUAUCCCCAGACCCCUCCGGUUAUAUCCAUGAAUGCUUUUUUUAACAACACCAUAUCAUCCGCUGUAAAACAGAGUAUAUUAGCCAAGUUACAGGAAGCAGUAGAAGUUAAUCUCGGAACCGCCAUGACCUACACGCUCUUCGAAUAUGCCAAGGACAAUAAGGAGCAGUUCAUGGAGAACCAUCAUCCUGUUCAUUCCACUACAUCAAUAAACAAUAUCAUCUCAGUUGAAACUCCUAAUACAGCCCCACCAAGUAAGAAAAAAGACAAAAAAGAACAACUUUCAAAAGCCCAGAAACGUAAACUGGCAGAUAAAACAGAUCACAAAGGGGAACUUCCUCGAGGCUGGAACUGGGUUGAUGUUGUGAAGCAUUUAAGCAAAACUGGCUCUAAAGAUGAUGAGUAGUACUUGGAACUGGAGACAAGGAAAGAGCAUCCUCAAAAGUAAACUGGGUUCAAAAUCUUUCAUGACUAUUUUCUGGUAUUGAGGUGGCUUUUUAUAAAACACGAUUUUUUGUAUGUUUCUUACAUUUAAAAUGUAGGUUGAAAGUUCAUGAAGAGAUCUGGUUGUAUUGAAUUAUUUUCACAAACUUGCCUUAAUAAAAGGUGAAAAUGUUACUGUUUAGUAUACCUUAUGAAGCCUGUUGAGCUUUGUAAAUGGACAGAUAUAGGGAAUAAUAAUCAGUGUUAAUUUACAUGAUCUUAUUCUAGUAAAUGGGAUAUUUUUUUAAAGUGUAGAGCCCUUUUUAAACUGUCAUCCCAAAGGAGCAGAGAGAGUAUUGACCGACCCAUAUUAACAGACUUCUCAUCUGAAGUAGAAUCUUCAUCUCUCCUUUUGCUUAAUUACUGAACCAUAAAUUGCUUCAGAGAAAUUUAAAUACUGGUAUUUGAGCUUUAUAUGUGAUACACUUUUUAGUUUUUUAUUUUUUAUUUUUUAAGGGUGAACUACUUUCCUUUAAUCAAUUGAUAUCUAUUUAUACUUUUCUCUUGAUUUGGGUCAAGGGUCUGAUCAUGAACGUUUCCAAUAUGUGGAAUAGGAGAUUAUAAAAACAAAUCUGCCAAAUACAUUCAAGAGCAUUUGAAUAAGAAGUGCUGGCUCUUAUUUAAAACAUUUCUCUUUGCUGCAUAUACCAGGAUGGGAGUAAAAGAUGCCUUAAUAUUUAAUUUUUGUAUUGUUGGAUACAGUGAUUUUAAUAAAUUCCUAUUUAUCUGCUGUUGUAUGUUUUUAGUUAAACAACUGAAGUCUUCUAAGUGGUUCACAUAAAACUACAUUUCAAGUCUUUCUUUUGGAGCAUCUUUUCAAGUAUGCAAAUGUGUUUCCCAACCUGAGCGUCUUUUUAAUAAUAGACAUAGAAGUCUUUUAGAUGCUGAAAUGUUAUACAUACUUUAAUUUUUAAAAAAAAUCAUUAAUAGACAAAUGAUUGGUAUAGUUUCACCAAGGACAGUUACUGAUGUGUGAUUUUGUAUAUGCUCCAAGCUUUAAGAACACUUGGAACUACUGCCGUGUCUGGAAGAGUAAGAUUGUUAGUUCCUUAAGUUAUGCCUGUGCAGCUUGAGUCUGAGUUUUUAAAGAAUAAUUAACUUUUAAAGAAAAAUUACCUUAGCAUAAGAACAGUUUGAAUUGUAGCCAUGUUUUUACUGGUUAACUGUGGCUUCAGUUAAAUUAUUUGAAUUAUAAAGUAAGUAUGAUUACAGUGAAGGAGUUUAUCUCAUUUUCAAAAGCUGAACUCAUUUUGUUUCUUGAAUUAAUAUAGGGCAAAACAUGCUAAAAUUCAGGACCACUGGAAUAUGUCAACUUUUGUUUCAGGGUUGUGUAUGUAUGGUUUUUAUUGUGUUGAUAUUUUUUUUUUGAAGAAAUAUCUACUAGUGGAAGAAAAUGCUUUGUUUUGCUCUAAAGAUUCUGAAAUUGUUCAGACUUAUUGUGACUCAUAGAUUACAAAGAACGAUGCUAGUUAUAUGCCAAUGAACUAUUUUUACUCUUUUUAUAUGAAAUGUAUGAAUUUCUAGGGGUGAUGGUGACAGUGGUGCCUCUUAUUACCUUAUAUAAAACACUUGAACAAUCUCAUCAUAUUGCCAUCAUCUGUGUAACACUCCCAGUAUAUUUUCUCAAUGUCUGUUUACUGAAAUUGUGUGGAGUGACAUAAUUAAUAAGCAAUAAAGUCUAAAUUACAGUGA
Carlito syrichta (Philippine tarsier) is the source of this 2435-nucleotide messenger RNA. RefSeq names its product RWD domain-containing protein 4. The coding region runs from base 124 to 666 and encodes 180 amino acids. The transcript is spliced from 7 exons. The record is from RefSeq and is a predicted model, not a curated record. Gene Ontology annotation, molecular function: protein binding. NCBI's taxonomy places the organism in Eukaryota, Metazoa, Chordata, Mammalia, Primates, Tarsiidae.